CCGUGCGCGGGCGAGAUCGCGAGAUCUCGCUGGGUCGGUCACGUGACAUCGUACUUCCACAGUUAUUUUUUCAGGCAUGAUGGCGCCAAACGCCAGUAUCCACUUUUAUGUAAAUAUAUUAUUGAUUUGGUGCGUACCGCGAUCGAGCACGAGCGUUCGCCGUACCGCGGCCGGCCGUCGAAAGUAGCCCCGUCGCGGGGUAACGCGCGGACCGCCGGCGGAGUGAGUAACGGACUGGCCUGCGCCGCCCGCCUGGAAUCGCUAAUGAGGACAUGUUGGUUAGGCUGCCGUGACAGAGAGAGAGAGAGAGGACGAGGCCGUUACGCACUUGCAAGCAAGGAGCCCGUCGGCGUGUUCGCGGCGGCUUGGGAGCGCGCACGGCGACCGCCGGCGGACCCGCGGCCGGUUUCACGCCCGCUCGCGAUCACGUGCCGCCUCGCGCGCGGAAAUAUAUCCGGCUAAUAGAUCAAUAACAAGGUAUUUAAUGGUCUUCCCGAGAGUGUGUGCGUGUGCGGGGGAGACUUGUGGUGGAGUGCGCGCGACGCUGCUGACAUCUGUAUUGUCAAUGUUGUCGGGCAGCAGCAGCAGCAGCAGGAGCACCAGCAGCACCAGCACCAGCAGCAGCGUAAUGGAGCCGUGAGCAUUCUCAGCAGCCGUACGCAGCGCAAUUGCAUCACCGUGCCGCCCGUGAUCCCGCGUGUAUACAAUGAGAUUUAACGCCGCCCGCGGCCCGCUCGACCGUCGGCACGUGCACUCUGACGAAACUCUGCUUUCCAGAUAAUAAAUAUAUGGAUAACUAUGUAGGUGCACACUGUUCACCUGCAUGUGCCACGUACCACUAGCUUAUUUGGCAUAGUAGAAUGGCACAACGAGGGAAGAGGGUGAAUAGAAACGACAAUGAUCUGGCGUCUUGUCCGGGCGCUAUUAAGAGGCGCAAAUGCAGAUUGGGCCCAGCUGCCGCUGGUUCAUCGGCACUGGCAACGUCCAUGGGGCCCUCAGAAGAGGAGGAAACGAUGGCGUCAUCGAGCCAAGGGGGGGCAUCCUGGACCGCCCGACCUGUCAGUGAUAUCAAGAUUCCCAGCAUAUACAAUCGAUCGUCUGCGGAGGCUCCAGCAGAGUUAUUUCGUAAAGACCUGAUUAGCGCUAUGAAAUUGCCAGACAGUGAACCAUUGAGUCCAAACGAAUAUUGGGUUAUAACUGAUCAGUGGAAGCAAGAGUGGGAAAGAGGUGUUCAGGUACCCGUUAAUCCGGAUUCUCUUCCCGAACCGAUGGUCACUGUCACGCAGAUGUCUCCUUUGAAGCUACAAGCUGAAUUCAAAUUGCCUAAAAAAUUCGUAAGAAUAUCUCGUGAUGAUUAUUUUAACUCAGAAGACCAUCAUUUAAGUACUACACCGACCCGAGCAGAGAAAGCCUGCGCGUACGACCUUGAUGAUCUUGACAUCGUCUGGUUAGAUUUAUUCAACGGCGAACGAGCACAGGCUGGACAGGUGACGCUUACGGAAUCGCAGUUAGAACGUGUCAUAGAGGAGUUGGAGGUGCGAUGUUGGGAGAGGAUACAAACAAUCGUGAAGAAUGAGGAGGGACUCGGGAUUGAAUAUGACGAGAAUGUCAUUUGUGACGUUUGCAGAUCGCCGGACUCGGAGGAGGGUAACGAAAUGGUGUUUUGUGAUUGUUGCAACAUAUGUGUACAUCAAGCUUGCUAUGGUAUUACCUCGAUACCGGACGGUUCUUGGUUGUGCAGAACAUGCUCGUUGAGUCAAAGACCCGAUUGUGUAUUAUGUCCCAAUAAGGGCGGUGCAAUGAAAUCAACACGCAGUGGGCAAAAAUGGGCCCACGUUUCAUGCGCUCUCUGGAUACCUGAAGUUAGCAUCGGUUGUGUCGAAAGAAUGGAGCCAAUUACAAAAAUAUCCAGUAUUCCGCAAAGUCGUUGGGCCCUGAUUUGCGUUUUAUGCCGCGAGCGUGUGGGCGCUUGCAUUCAGUGCAGUAUAAAGACAUGUAAAACAGCGUACCAUGUGACGUGUGCUUUUAAAUACGGGCUUGAAAUGAAGGCAAUCAUCGAGGAUGAAAUGGCAGACGAUGGUGUGAAAUUAAGGUCGUAUUGUCAAAAGCACAGUAGGACAAAUACAAAAGACAAAGUCGGUGUUGGUGGCAGCGGAGGAACUGCUGGCGGAAAGGGUGCGUCGGAUUCGGAAGAUGGUGAAUCUAGACGGCGUAAACGGAAAGAUAUGACUUCCGAGGAGAAGAAUCAAGCACGCGCAGCUAAGUUACAAGAAAUCGAAGCCGAAUUUGACAAACACGUUAGUUUGAAGGACAUCACUUCUCAACAAUUGGACAUAGAUGCAGACAGCAUUAUGUACAUUUAUAAUUACUGGAAAUUGAAGAGAAGAGCUGGCCAUAACAAGCCGUUAUUGGCGCCUCGUUGCGGCGAGUUGUCGAGCGCGGGUGCGCGUGCUCAAGGCCAAGCGGCGGACGUGGAGAAGAUGCGAACGUUUGUCCAACUGCGGCAAGAUCUGGAGCGCGUCAGGAAUUUGUGUUACAUGGUUGGUCGUCGCGAGAAACUUUGUCGCACCUUCCUGAGAUUACGCGAACAAACCUUUCACAAGCAAGCGCUGCUAUUGGCCGGGCCAGCAUUGCCUUCCGCGGCGGCUGCCGCCGUUGCCGAGGCGAAUCACGGGCCUUCGAUAUACGAUCGUCUUUAUUCCCAUCCCGACGCCGAGGAUCACACGCACGAUUUUGACAUGAUAGUUGCACGCAUCGCGGGCAUCGAGUCACCGACGCCAGCGUCCAGCGAGGAGAAGAAGGUACAGCCAGAUUUUAACGGUGCGUCGAACAAGAAGUUCUAUUUCAACGGCUCCGUCAGGCGAAAGAGCCUGUAUGGCAGCGACUUGUCGUCGAUGAGUAGCAGCGAAACGGACGCGACGAAGCCGAUGAACAAAGCAACUAGCAAAUGCACGAGCAAGUCCAAGAGCUUGAAAGUCGAGAGCGAAUCGAGCACGGAGGAUGAAGGGAACACCACAUCGAAAAGCAAGACGGUCACUAGGCGGAAAUCGAAGAAAUCGAACGCGCCUGACAGACCACGUGGAGUCAAAUUGCGCGACAGCAGCGAGAGCGACAAACUGGACACGUUGAACAGCAGAUCACGCACUCUGCAGUUAGAAAAGGAGCUCGGUAGCUCAGGUAGCGAGAGCGAUGAAUUGUUACCGUUAAGUACGAACGCUGGCUCUCGCCUCGGACCAUCCGUAGCAUCCGCUAUAUACUCGGACACAGACUCCGACUCGCAAGAGCAUCACUCUCACUCGGCCGUUCUCAUCACGAAAGCCGCGGUGAAAGAAUUCUCGGCGGCGGACAUAUCCAAGAACGCCCAGAAGAACUUCGCGUGUAAGGACGCCACGAGGACGCAGGAUUAUCAGGACGAGUCUACGAAGAACAAGGAGAACGUGAAAGGCACCAAGAAGAAGGAGUACAUACCAUCCGCUCUGAUAGUACCGCAGCGGCAAGCGGCGAAGAAGGCGUCGGAGAUCAUGCAGCGAACGCAAAGUAAAAAAGAGAACACCGCGAGCGAAACCGUGGAGUUUGUGAAGUCACCCGGCGAGCCUCUGAAGCCAGCUAAGGAGAAGCCAUCUGGCAAGAAGCAGCGCGAUGUGAGUAAAACGCCGAAAGAUUCCAAGAACAAUGACGUUUACGAUUUUGAUAAAGAAUUUGGCGACGGCACGGAGAUCCUUGCCUAUGUACCGCAACGCCAGGCGGCGAAGAAGGCCGCGGAGCAUAUCAAGAGCGGCAUGGGUACGAAGACUGUGCAGUCGGAGCUCGAGGUUGCGGAUAUGAAACCAAAGAAGGAAUCGCCGGAUGGUGGCAAGAAGAAGGAGAUCAAGAAGGAAGAGUCGCCGAAGAAGGAGGAGCUGCCCAGAAAGGAAGAGACCCCGUCAAAGGAGAGACGAGGAAAGAAACAGGCGCAGACCGAGAGCAAUAAGAGCGCGUCGUCUCUGCUGAGCAGCAACAGCGAGAGUAGCAGCAGCAGCAGUUGCAGCAGCUCUUCGGAGAGCAGCAGCGAUUCCGACGUGGCCAAGAGCCCGACGCAAAAGAGUGCCGCCAAGGAGCCGGCUUCCUUAAUCACUACCUCGAGUACUACGACAAACACCACGUCGUCUGAGAGCGACACUGGUAAUCAGGUGAAGAACAAGACCGUGAACAAGCGGCAGAUGGUGAACAAAAUCACGGAUGAGACGAUCGAGUGCGAGAAGAAACCUCUCGCGGGGCGGAAACUCAAGAAGCUGCCCGAUAAGAAGCUUAAAACUUCCGACGGGCGGCAUGGACCAGAGUUUCAGCCGCCGCUUACUGAGAGAGAAGAAUCAGGUAGAACCGCAGUACCUAAGGAGCCACAGCAGCCACAGCAACAACAACAGACUCAACAGCAGCAGCAGCAGCAGCAACAACAGCAGCAGUCACCCGGCAAAAAAGCCGAUCAAAGGGACGCAUCCAAAAAGUCGGCAUCCCUGCAAUCGCAACAUCCAGCUGAACAGAGUGUGCUCGGUGGGCCUCGAGAUAAUGAUGGGCUACGAGGUUUUUCUGGGGCCAAGUCUACCAAGAAAUCCAGUCAGCUUGCUAAGCAGACACAACAGCAACAACAGUCUGCUUCCAGAGGCAAGGAGGACUGCAGCGGCGGCGGAACAGUGUCCAGAGCAAAGUCGGAGACUCGCAAACGAAAAUCAAGUGAGGUUAGCACGAAGGAGGACAAGAGUAACAAGGAAGCGACAUCGUUUAAGAAAGUGGAGAAGAAAUUAACGGAGAAAACGAACAAAGAAAUCGAAAAAGACACCAACAAACAUGACGCUGUCAGCAGCAAAAAUGUUCCGGAGCUCUCGGAACUCCCGAAAGUGACUGAGAAUACUCCCAAGACGGACGAUAAGAGGAUUAAGAAGACGAGCAACAGGAACGCAAUCAAUACGCUGGAGGAGGAGAUGAAGCAGCGAAGAGCGGAGCGUGACAGCCCGAAGAAGUCAUCGAGGGGAUUAGAUAAAUUGCUCGAGAAGCGCGAGCAUCUUGACAAACUAUCGAGGAACAGGAGCGCCGCUCAGGAGGUCAAGGUUGAGAGAUCUAAUGAAGAGAGCAAGGACAAAAUUGCGGAGAGAUCCGUCACGAAAGAGGCUAUUAAGAACGAGGAUGUCAAGAAUCACAUGAACGAGGAGAUUGCAGUGCUGGACAUCACGAAAUUAGAGAAGGACGAUGUGAAGAAGGAUGUUGAGAUCAUGUCGGAGAAGCCUGCGGAUAGGAGGAAAAAGACGGAGCAUAAGAACGACAGCGAGACGCAGGCUGCUACUGACGUAAUCGCAACCGAGGAGAACAUUACUAAACAUUUCGGCGAUAAUGUUUCCACGAGGUCGCUGACCGACAGAGUUGCGGCCGCUUCUGUCGAGGCGGCGCCUGAAAAGGAGUGCCAGCAGAAGAGGAGGAAGUCUGUCAAUCGUUCCAUCUUCUCGCCGCAGCACGGCAGCAAGGACCCAAGCGUAUCAGAGUUGUUCGACUUCGAUCAGGACAUCCUGAGCGACGAUAUGGUAAACGACGACGGUUUCAGCAUACCGCGUGACGAGGAGCGAGGAACAGCACCACUCUCCUUCUCCUUCAACAACGAGCUGUGGUUUAAGGAGGACUCGAAGGAGGACAGCGCGCGCGAGACCUUACAUCUUGUAGAGAAACUCCGUAUGGAACUAUCAAAGAAGUCGAAUUCUAGUCAGUUCGAGUUAGAAUCUGUUCCCACGGAGGAGGAGCCUUCGAAGAAGGAGGAGCCGCCACUCCAAUCGGCAGAGAAAGCCGAACAGCAGCAAUCGCAGCCAUUGCUUCAGGAGAAGGUGGACAUAUUGGGACAGCAGCCGGUGGAGCAGCAGCAGCAGUCGAUCGUGCAACCGGUCGAAAUGAAGAACAGCAGCAGCUCGGAAUCUGUACAGGUGUCUGAGGAUCUCACGUGCAAGAAUCACUUGGAGAACAAGAGAAAGCCUUGCUACUCGAGCAACGCCAACAAUGAACCGCAUUACAUGUACGAGAACGAGGAGCGCGAAACGGCGAAAGUCACGGUGGUUGAACGCGCGAAACUCGAUCGGGCCGAGGCAGAUGAGAGAUGGGUGCCACCGAGUAUGGACAAUUUCAACCCGAAUGACGUGCAGCACUUGAACACAUUAAUCGACAACCAGAACCACCGUUACGCCGCCGCCCACCAAUUCCCGAACGACAUCGGUGCUGUGAUGCCAGAUCCCGCGGCGAAUCCCGACGCGGCCCUGGUUGCGCAUCUACAGCUCAACAUGAACAUGCAGGACCAGUACCUGCUGCAGCAACACUCGAUGGAGCGAGUGCAGCAGCAUCUCGAAGCGCAGCACGCCGCGGAACAAUCGCGCGUGCAGUCACUCGCGAUGAUGGAUCAGCAAGUAGCAGCGGCCGCGGGUGGGAUGUCGACGCAGAUCGUCGACGAUAUCACACCCAUAGAGAUGGUAAACCGCCACCUGAUCGGUCUGCCAAAUUCGGAAGACGAUCAGGGCAGCGAGAUGGACCGCGUGCUCGACAAGGAGGACGUUUCGUCGGACAUGAGGCAGGAUUACACGCAGAGCGGCUCGCCCUACAACGAGCUCAAUGGUCGGCCGGACACGCGGUGGGCCGAGAGCCAGGUGUUACCAUCGCGACGCUCUACAUCGUCGUCCGCGUCCUCCGCGGAGGAACACGCUGCCAUACCACCGUACAAGAACGUACCGCCGAUACCGCCGUAUCCGCCAUGCACGAUGGACGCGACCCCUUAUCACUCAUAUUCGGAGACCAGCUCUUACGGGGCCGGAGCGGUGUCGUUGUUCCCGCCGCAGUCAUGUGCCGCCCCGUUGCCGUAUCCAUCGCCUGGCACGGCAAUGUUCCCGCCACCGUUUGGCACGCCCUUCCCGACGCCGCAAUCCUUGCUGCCACACGUGCCGAAGCCGCUUGAAGAGUCGCUCAACAUGCAGGCCUCGCCGUGUACCGCCGCGUUCACUUCGUCGUCGCACAACAUGGCACUCACUGCAGCCAUGGUAUCGCCGACGAAGGUGACUACGCCGCCGCCGGCACCUCCACCGCCAGCAGUGUCGCAGCAGCAGCAGCAGCAACAACAGGCAGCGCCGACGCAGCCACCAUCCGUGGAACCGCCAUCAUCGGGUCAUGUGGCAUCCUUGUUACCGCCGCAAGUUAACUCGCCCGCCGUACCGACGUCCUUCCUCAACACCAUCCCGGAGACGCAAGUCAGCAGCGAGACGGUCGGGAACAUGACGGAAGUGCUCACCGCAGACAAUAAGAGCGCACCGUCGGGCAAGAAGUCGCCGUCGAAGCCGACGAGAACGUCCGCCAGGGUGACAUCGCUGCAGGGUAAAUCGCCCGGGAAGUCGCCACGGCAGGAGGCUACGAAAGCCGUGCCGACCGCCCGUGGUCGUGGUAGAGGCGCCAAGGGUUCUCAUCAGCACUCGAGUUACCGUGGUCGCGGUCGCGGCCGUGGACGAGGUCGUGGCAGAAAUAGCCAGAAUGCGUCGUUGGCGAUGGUGUUGAUGUCAAACGCGCUACACAACGACGACUCGAUUCAAAAUAAACUGGUCGGCACUGUGUACGACUUCGAUUCGGACGAAGAUUCCGCGAACGAGACCAACAUCGCGGAUCUGCGAACGAUGCGCGAGCGCAAGAAGUCCACCGACGUGAACGAGAAGGCGCGGGCUGGCGAGCCGCUCGGCGGAAUGGCGAACGAUGGUGGCAUCCAAUCCCACCUAUCUAGUCCCACGCUUCACGCGAAAAAGUACAUUGAUGACAAGAAGCUCGCGUCGCCGGCAGCGCAUCACGACCACCAGGCCGCCUUGGCCAAAUCCGAGACAAGUGCGAGUCAGGCGUUCGCCGACAACGCGGUCAUGCCUCUUCUACCGGGUCCAGUGGAUAUGCGCACGUACAAUUCUACCGUGGACCAGCCGAGCUCAUCGGUGCACGGCCAGUCAUACGGUAAUCACCUACUUGGUUCCUUCGCGGCGGGAGUGUCUGCGGAUCCGAAUCUACCGGAUAUCGACGACCUGGAGACCGAGCUGUUACACGGUAACUGUUGCGUGCUGAAGAAGACUGCCGGCAAGCAGCAGCUCGCGAGCGAUGGCUUCGAGGAACCGUGUGCAAAGCCGGGCUUCGGCGAUUCGACUCUUGAUCCAUCAUCCGCCUCUAGUUUUGACACCAACAAGGUCUCAUUGACUGAUUCUCGAAAUCAGCUGAAGGUAAAGAUCAAGGGUCCGUUCUUGGACGCGAACUACGUACCGGCAUCGUCGGUGCCGCCGUUAGCUCAACAAGCACCGGUGAUAAUCACCCCGACUGCGACCAGCGCGUCCGUCGCUUCCGGAACAUCGAAUCUUCGUCGUAUGCGUAAGAAAGAAUUGUUGCGCCAGUAUUGUUCACAAGAUAUGAACAUGGACGAUCCGACAUGCGGUAACGUCGCCUCUGCGCCUAUCAUCAUCCCGCCGAUCAAUCCGAAUCGUACAGUCAUCACUAUUCCCAAGGCUGUGGCGUCGAUGACGAGCAUACCAACCCGCGAGGAUUACAAGGCAGUCGUCGAUGCAAACAUGGAGAAGAAACGGCGAAAAGAACGUGGCGGAGGUAGCAGCGCUGCUGGUAAUUUCCUUGACAUGGGCGCGAUCGAGGAGGAGGCCGGUUCCGACAGGAGACGCGGUCUCAUGGUCGGAGCUGCUGGUGAUCGACGUAGAGGCAGGCAGACCAGGCCGUCCGCUACCACGGUGGCGAAUAGCGCUGGACCGCCCAAGUUGAAGAUCAAGAUCGGUAACAGCAUAAUCGGCGGCCAGGAGAUAGGCAACGCGCAGGACGACCGCAGUAGGAUAAGACCGCCGAAGAAACGGUUGAGCAGUAUCCCGAGCACGCCCAGCAUGGAGGAACUGCGCCGCGAGAGCAUGAAGUUCCGCAAGAUGAUCAUGGCGGGCUUCGACAACGAUGAGAAGACCAAGGCGAGGAGCAAGCGCGACAAGAAUGGCAAGCGGAAGAAGCGGCAGUCCAGCAAGAAGGAAGGGCGGGUGCAGAUCCUGGAGGAUGGCGCCGCACCGCCGAAGCUGAUCAUCCGGCUGGGCAAGGCGGGCGCCAAUUCGUCGAGCACAAACGACGCGCCGAGCGACGUACCGGCAGCGGUCCUCGUUGCUUCCGCCUCCACUGCUGCCGGCACCGCUUCUACCGCGACCACCGCUGGUGUCGUUGGCGUCACUGGCGACGAGGACGACAAUCGGCAUCAAGCAUCGUCGGACAACAAGGACAGCCGAGUGGGUCCACCGCCACCCGAGCCCACCAAGGAGGAGGUGGUCUACCCGAUGGAGGGUAACGUCGACGAGAAGCAACCGACCGACCCGAAUGCGGGUGUCACCGCCCUCAGGAACGUCCGUUCGGCGAAGGUAACGCCGAUCCGAUUAAAACUGACGCGCUGCCAGGAGGGCUACGAACUGAAGGAUCCGCUGGUAGCGAGUAGCGCGAGUGUCGACCACGACGACGGUGCUGGUAGUUGUGGUAACAAUAACGGUGGUAGUGCGACGACGAUGGUGACAUUGGCAAACUCGGUGGUGACACCGUCUAGUGGUGCCGACCAGGAGAAGGCGAUGGCGGAACGUCUGUCGUCCGUCGACGCCGGUGUCGCCAUCGCCGCCGCUGUCACUGCCACCGAAACCGGGUCUCAGCAAGGUCAACAGCUGCCGAGCACGGAGAAGCAAUCUUCCAAAGAGGACGAUAUUCCAUUGCUGCCUCAGUCCACGAAUCACAGCUCGUCGGGGUGUCCGCCCGCACCGCUCCCGCAAGGAUGCCAAGUUAGGUGAUAAUUAAUGAUAAUUGUAUAAUACAGUAAUUAGUGGUUCUUUCUUAGGCGAUUCUACGUAUGCGCGCGUAUUGCGUAUAUACACGUACGCGCGCUCGCUGACGAUCGACACUCACCGUGCGUAUGUAUACGUAAGAUACGUUCGUCUGCAUACACCAUACACACAUACACACACACACACACACAUACACGUACACUGUAUAUUAUUCAAUGUUGAGACAGACUUAUUAGAAAUGUUGUAAGAGUGUAACAUAAAUUAUUAAUUAUUGUAAAUGAUCUGAGGGUGAAGUGAAAUUUCACAAAGUGCCCAAAAUUUAUCGUAAAUAUUAAAAGGAAAAAAAAAAAGAAAAAAACACGUGCAUUUCCUCGGAUGUAUAGACGGCCCGCGCUAAGGUGUCUCUUUUCGUUGCGCCUUUCAUCGGAUCAUUUAUAACAUGAUGCGAAAACAGUUUCUCUUUAUGAUGCAGACUUGUCAGUCAUCGGCAAUCUUAACUAAAGGAUAUCGAAUUACAUGACACAAUUAUAUAAUUUACUUUUUCUUAUAAAUAUGAUUUUAUGGAAAAUCAAAUGUGCUUUCUUCUCUCUAGAGAUUCAAUGAUGACUUUUGAAAAGUAUUUUUAUGAUAUUUGUGUGCUAUUUUGGCUGAUCAAUCAUAACUUAUGUUUUCUGUUUUCAGUACUUCGCGAAAAAUGUCUAAACUUACGUAAAGUUACUAAGUUGUUGCAUUUAAGAUUGCCUUAUCCGCGUAUUACUUCACGAAUCGCUUUAGCGUUUAACGCUUUAAUGCAACAAUCACAAUGAUAUAUUUCGGAGUCGAAGUAAAGUUGUAAGAAAAGUUAGUUCUCAAGAGUAUCUUGUCCUCUUUAUUUUCUAGAUAAGAAAUGCUGCUGUUCUUACGACAUUUCUAUUUUACAGUUUACGAAAUCGCAAGCUCACUCACACCGAAUUCUUGCCCGGAAAGAGCAUUUUUCCCCGCGAGUAUCGUUCGACGUGCGACGCUCAAAGAUAUCUCUCACGUUCGUCGAUACGACCUCACUUUAACACGGUGCUCAAAUGAGAACUUAAAAAAAAGAAAUCGAUAGAAUGCAUUAAUUCACAAUGUUUUCUGGCGAAAACAGAGCUCGUGUCCGAGCCUCAUUCAGCAACGAUCGACACUUUAGUGCGGGAUAUUGCGUCUGCAACGUAAAAUUACCUUGUACAAAAAGCAUAUUUCUCAAAUCACCGCCUAGGUCGUGAUUUUUAAACGCUAGUUAUAACGAAUUUUAAUAAACCACAACACUUGUAGAGUAUACAAUAUUUCGACCGAAAACUAUACCGAUUAACGUGGCAAGGAGAGCGUAAUACCACCCGGACGUGAAACGUCCAAUAUGAGAAAAGGGAUACGCGUCUUUGUCCUGUUCCUUUUUUUUUCUUUUAAUUUUCUGAACAAGUUUUUGGCAUGUUAGCCAGGUCCGUGUUGUUCACAUUUAAAAUGAAAAGAAAGAGAAACACCAAUACGCGCUUUUUCGCGUUUGACAAUUGCAAUCUGUAGAAUACUACGACGCGGAUGUACCGUUGUUCUCGAAAAUCGCGUUCAUGCCUUUUGUUUCCUUCCCUUUCAUUUGUUUUCGCUUCACGAUUUGCGCAUACGAUCGUAAAAAUGUUAGACGCGAAGUUCAAGACAUUUUUUAAUUAUAUUUUUUUACACGUUAUACGUUGCAUCGUGUGUAGGGCGAUUUUGUUGCAUAGUCUUUUUAUAGGACCAACGCGUCAUUAUUAAUUGUCACGAUUAUCUAUUUUAUCCUUUCUCACAUUAUAGCUCUGCUACGUGUAUUUAUUUAUAGUGAUCAAUUUAAGGCGCUAUUUAUUGACUACGUUCCUUCUCUGAGAGCCUCCAAGAACGAUUUUUAAACGAUCUUUCAGUUCUUCUUUCUUCUCUUUCUCUCUCUAUCUGUUUAUUAUUAUUACAAUUACUAUUUACUACACUUUACUAUUACUAUUAUAUAUACACAUAUAUUUCUUAAAUAUGUUUUGUGUUAAGAACUAUCUUUUUAAUCUCACCAGAUAGGUAACAAGAGUUAUGCGCAUAAAAUACUCAUGGUUGAUGAAGCGGCGUGCCAUGUUUUUUUUUAUAUUGUAUUAAAAAGAAAUGCAACCGAAUUGCGAGCGUUACAAGUGUAAAAAUAAAAACAAAUGAACAAUUUUCUUUUUGACAUGCAUCACGCACACAUUCGAUAGAUCGCGAGAUAAAUAUAAAAACGCAGGACAGUGACAUUUUGUCUUUUUCAUUUUAUGCGAGACAGAGGGAUGAGAACGCACCUGAUCAUACCCCUCACAUUUUAUGAGAGACUCUCUCAGUAUCAGCAACUUUAGAUAUCUUUGUUAAUUAUAUAUGUCAUGUUAAUUGAAUAUAUUUGAUAUAUAUAUAUAUUAUGAGUUUGAUCGCAAAUAUCCAUAUUACUUCUGUUUCCGUCAACAAACAGCUUUUUUUCCAAGUGGAUUGUAACUACGUAAUCUGGAAAGUGAUCAAGAUAUGUAUUUAGUUACUAAUUUUGUAUCUUAUAUAUAUGUAUAUAUAUAUAUGUGUGUGUGUAUAUUAAAUCGCGUAUUUGCAUGAACUAUUUAAAUUUGAAAUAUAAAUGUUUAUCUGAAAAAAAUAUAUGCGGCACAAAUAUUUAAAAUAUGUCGAAAGGCAUUCUAUUCUUUUAAAUGUAUUGUGAGUGACUGUAACAUUGUUACGGGCAUUUAUAUAAUUUACAAAAUUUGUUAUUAUAUUUGUUAUUUUAAAUUGCUGAUACGACAGAGAUAUAGAUUAGGAAAAAGGAAAACAGUAAAACAGUUGCAGUCAGGUGUGCAGUAUUUGAUCAAAGAGGAUUCAGCGGUAAUUGUAAAUCUCUUGAGUCGAUCUCGCGAGCGCCCCGCAAGAUGCGAAUGAAAUUGAAAUCACUGUAUGAUAAAUGAAAUUGAUAUCAUUUGAGUUCUCAUUGGCCCAGUUGUGCGACGAUGGGAGAUUCUGCCGAUUGCGCUGAUCCGUGCAAUUGUUACGACGUCCGUAGGAAGGUCCUUCGUCCCGGUCCUCGCACACCGUCGAUUGUGGAGUGAUAAAAUAAAUCCUGGAGUACCGAAUCUUGAAAGUAACACAUAACAGCGAAGGAAGCGGUUUCAGUCCAGUGAAUUAGGAUGGAACGAAAAUGAGAAAUCAUUAGUGUCGCAAUGAAAAUUGAAGAUAGAUGGCAACCUUGACAGCCGGGCAACGUAACAAAUGUCGGGAUAACAAAGGAAGUUUUUGAAUUUUUCGAUGAACGAGAUCCUCUGCACUCCACAAUCGUGACGCGACGCGUAGGAUUACAAGCUUGUACAUAAGUACAUACAAUAUUGUGUAUAUUGUAUACGUACUCGGAUAAGACACAGGAAUCUGUAAUUGGUAUGAAGUUUAUGUAACGGCUGUGUGUUACCGUACGAAUCUUAUCUUCCAGGUGGUCUUAAGUUACUUUCUUCUUAGACGAGCACGUUCAGCAAAAUAAAAAAGAAGAAAGGAAAGAACAGACGUGCAAGAUUGCGCCGAAAGACUUUCAAUACCUUUUUUCAAAAUCAGUUGAUCUGUCUCUAAAUGGAAGGCGUGAUUUCUUACCGAUCGACGAACUUUUGGAGGUCCUCGAAGAAAAAAAUUGCAUUUUAUUGGAAAGAUGGAUUUGACCGCGAUGUUUCUCAGUACAAUCACUGCUCUUGACGAUCGUCUCUUCGAGUAAGCUGUUCGAGCAAACCUUUAGGCAAAAGUCACGCACAGCAUGUACCAAAGAAAGUUUGUCGACUUGAGGGUCUUUGAGGGAGCCGGCGAAUCCUUGUAAUUUGACGUUAAGUAUCUUCCAUGCACGUUACAGACACGUACACACACAUACACGCGUACACAUAGGACAAAAUAUACGUAUGUACAUCCGUAUGCGCGCGCGCGCGUUGGGCUAAAAAGGGUAAAAUAGUUUUUUGCCGCGAUCUUGCGUCUCGUAAAAGGGGUGAAAGAGAGAGCGAGAGUGAGGUAGCGAGAGAGUGCGCGAGUGAGAGGGUGCGUGAGAGAGCCCUGACGGAUUACCGUUUCAUCCCAAUUCUUUAUUGUCAUAACUCUUUAUUUCCUUGUUAUACAGCGCAAAAAUCAAAUCAAACAAAGUAUUGUUUAUUUAGCGUGUCGGCGAUUUUUGCGCGCUCGCCGCCGCCCUAAAAUUCUCAUUGAUCGUGGAAGCGAGCUUUUCCUCCCUGCGACUGCUCGAGCGCGUGUCGUGCUCGGUCAUCGAUCGACGAUCAACGAGCUGACACGCGUGUCGGAUUGCAUUCAAACGUUUGGCGAGCGAAAGGAUUUUUCCAGACAUACAUUACAUACAUCGCGUUGUACAUUUUUUCAGUGAUAAGCAGAGUUUUAAGAGCCUAUUGUACAGAAUUAAAGAAUAAAUAUUUGAUUAAUUUCUAAUCAUUUCUUACAAUGCGUAUAUAUGUAUAUGUAUAUACAUAUAAUUUUGCAAUAUGUAUAUAUAUAUAAGCAUAUAUGCUUCGAUAAUGAUAACUCUAAUAACAAAAGUAACGAUUUAAGAUUAUAUAAAUAUAUACAAAUAUAAAUAUAUAAAUAUAUAAAUAUAUAAAUAUAUAUAAAUAUGAAUAUAUAGAUAGUUUUAUUAUAAUACAAAUAAAGUAAUAUGAUAUUUAGUUAUUGUACAUAGUGUAAGAAAGCUGGUCUUGUAAGAUACGGAUAAGGUGUUUUAAUGUGCACAUAGUCGCGUCAUUGUCAAUAAUCAUAUUAUUACGAUUAAUAAUAAUUACAGUUUUUUACA
Messenger RNA from Ooceraea biroi (clonal raider ant), 14628 nucleotides. It is a transcript of the gene rno, whose product is annotated as PHD finger protein rhinoceros. The record is from RefSeq and is a predicted model, not a curated record. Gene Ontology annotation, biological process: regulation of transcription by RNA polymerase II. NCBI's taxonomy places the organism in Eukaryota, Metazoa, Arthropoda, Insecta, Hymenoptera, Formicidae.